UAUAAAUAUAUAUAGUUUCAUUGUUUACUUUUAUUAAAAAGCACGUGCAAGCAUGAUAUAAACAAAGUAUGAUGUAGUAAAGAAAUUAAUUGUAAAGUAAAAAAGAAAAGCUAUAAUAUUUUAUUAUUUAAUCACUGUUAAUAAUUUCUUAUUAUUGAAAUUAAAAUUUAAUACAAAAAUGUUUUCACGUAUUGCAAAACCUUUUUAUCUUUAUUCAGCCGGUAUAAGUAUCAUUGGUGGUGCAUACAUAUUAAAAGAUUAUCUUAGUGGAAAUUUAUAUGAUAAUACUGACAAAUUAAAUGAUAAAAUAGUUAUUGUAACAGGAGCAAAUACUGGAAUUGGUAAAGAAUUAGCUCGUGAUUUAGCCAAACGAGAAGCUAAAGUUAUAAUGGCUUGUAGAGAUAUGGAUAAAUGUGAAAUUGCACGUCGUGAUAUUGUAAUAGAAAGUAAGAAUAAAUUUGUUUAUUGUAGGGAGUGUGAUCUAGCAUCUCAAGCAAGUAUUAGAAAUUUUGUAAAGCAAUUUAAAGAAGAGCAUAAUAACCUUCAUAUUCUCAUAAAUAAUGCAGGAGUAAUGAGAUGUCCUAAGAAACAUACUAAAGAAGGAAUUGAAAUGCAAUUUGGUGUAAACCACAUAGGACACUUUUUAUUAACAAAUUUGUUAUUAGAUGUUUUAAAAAUUUCUGUACCAUCAAGAAUUAUAAAUGUUUCAAGUAGUGCACAUAAGCGUGGAAAAAUUAAAUUGGAUGAUUUAAAUAGCGAAAAAAAUUAUGAGCCAGGUGAAGCAUAUGCACAAAGCAAAUUAGCUAAUAUUCUGUUUACAAAAGAAUUAGCAAAUAAAUUAAAAGGAACUGGGGUUACAGUAAAUGCAGUACAUCCUGGUAUAGUACGCACAGAAAUAAUGCGACAUAUGGGAAUUUAUCAAUACUAUUUUGGUAGAUUGCUUGCAGACUUAUUAACAUGGAUAUUUAUAAAGACACCUUUAAAAGGAGCGCAACCAAUUUUAUUUGUUGCAAUAGAUCCAUCUUUGAAUGAUGUGUCUGGAGAAUAUUUUGUUAAUAAUAAAAUAGCAGAUGUUUCAAGUGAAGCAAAAAAUGAUCAAAUUGCAAGAUGGCUAUGGGUAGUUAGUGAAAAAUGGACUAAAUUAAAUUAUAUGUAAAUUGAUUUAAAUAUAAUAAAUUUUAUUAAAAUUUA
Molecule: messenger RNA, 1191 nt
Organism: Apis florea (little honeybee)
Lineage: Eukaryota; Metazoa; Arthropoda; Insecta; Hymenoptera; Apidae
Product: retinol dehydrogenase 13
Source: RefSeq, a predicted model, not a curated record